AUGGCGACCAACCUGUUCUGUGCGAUCGUGUUGAUCAGCUUGGCCUCCUCUGUCUCUGCUUUUGGUUCAGGCAACAUCCCUGACGCGGCUUAUCUCAAAGGCAAGGCCUGGAGACAUGGAGACAUUGAGGACUCAUUAGAGGGUCUUGUCAAAGUUGCUGGCCAGGGUGGGGGUGCAAUUGUAGGUGCGAUUGCUAGUGCUCUCAUGGGUGCAGCUUCAGGCAAGAUUGGCGGUGGAUCCAAAGGAGGGAAAAAGUUUUCGGGUUUAGAUGUCAAGAGAGUUUAUUUUGGAAACUGGCUGCGUGAUCUUUCGCAAGUUUGCGAUAUUGCUGGUUUCAAAGCGAUGACUCCUGAAUCGUUGGUCAUAUGUAUUAUGACUAUGGGCUUUUUGAGCUUUGGAUAUGCGACACGUGAAUUUCAAGUUACACGAGAACGACUUUCGGUAUAUUUACUCACAGAACACAUCGAUAACCCAAAAGGAUAUGCCGAAGGCGAAGAUCCAAGGAAAUACGACCCCCGUCUACGACCACCUGUGGAUGAGGCGCGCGAACUUCGAAUUGACGAAAGAAAUGGAAUGAAGAUGUACAUAGCGUCGGAGGACCAAGGAUUCGACACGUCAACUGCUUGUAUUCGGCGAGUCUUUCGACAAUGUAUUGAGCUUGGACGCCAAGCUCGACAAGAAGGAAAUGAGGAAAAAGAAUUUGAAAGCUUCCGUUUGCUUGGUACUGGUCUCCAUACGUUGGAAGACUUUUCUGCUCAUAGCAAUUGGUGCGAACUAGCUUUGCAAAAGCUUGGUCAUAAGCAUGUAUUCGCGCACGUAGGAGAGAAUGUCAAAGUCAACAGCCCCGAUGGUCCGGUACCCCCUUUGGUAACUGGAACAUUCGCUGGAGCAGAUUUUUGCUUCUCAAUGCUUGGCGAAGCAAGCGAUAAACUUUCGUCUGCUUCCAUUGCCGAUCUGACUGCCCAGCUAGAUGGUGCCCAAGAUGCCAAUAAGAAGCCUGGAGGCAUCAAUUUGAACUUGAUCAAGUCGCUGUUGAGCAAGCUACCGCUAGGCGGAGGAAGCUCGGACGUUCAACACGAUCUGGACACUAUGGAUGAGAAAAAACAUGCUUUUGAUCUUGAUGGUCGCAUCGAUCAAUUAGCCCCAGCCGAGCUGCAGGCAAAAAUCUGGGAUCUCUUUAAAGUUCGAGAUAAUCUGAUGCGACGGAUCGAGGAGAUCAUCCAAGGAAUUCCCGGGCUAAGUUCAAUGCUAGAAAAUCUUUCAUUAUCCCUCGCGCAAUGGAUAAUGGUCACAAUCGAUCCGUUUGUAAGACCAAUCCUUCUCCAGGCAAGCUCUGCUAUUGGAGAAGGCAGCCAGGCUGUCAUCUCAGGCAACGACCAAUGGACCGUUUUCAACGAUCCAAAUGCAUCAGAUCCUACUCAUAGUGUUUUGGCGAAAGACCAUUUCUCCAAUAUUCUAAAUGACCCUGCCGGCAACGUUUCAGUUAUUAUUGUAAAGUACACUGUUGGUUUGAUGGUCGAGGCUUGGAGUAAUGAUGAGAACCCUGACAGAGUGAUCGAUAGCAUUCUCGAAGCCAUUCAUCACCCGAAUUUUGCCAACCGAAAUUCCAAAAUCCAGAGAGAGAUGUUGGAAUAUAUGCAAAAAUGGCUAAACGAGAUGGAUCGAGAUGAUCGGGAGCUCACUAUCAAGAGUCUGACCAAGGUCAGCUUUUAUUUCCCUCCGCGAAGUUUUAUGGAAAGCUAUCUGAAGAGCAAUCUUUCCAUGCAUCGAAUCCUCAGGACAGUAUUCGGAACCAUCGGAACCAGCGCAAAACUUCGAAGGGUGGCGUGGAUCCUCGACUCGAUGGCGGAGCUCCAUCUCAUGGACAUUCGCAUCCUGCCUAUCAGCAAGCUUCGAUGCUCGGAGGUGCCAAUUCCCAAAGUCAAUAUGGAUCUGCUAGCUCACAAUCCCAAACUCAACACAAUUCGGGUUAUAAAUCUCAAAGUAAUAUCGGCUCUCAUUCUCAAGCUCAAGGUCACAAUAGCUCGCAAUCCAAAGUUUCAUACGGAGGCCUCCAGUCUCAAACUCAAUACGAUAGCUCACAAUCUCAGGGCCAAUACGGCGGCGGCUCUCAUGCUGGUUACGGACACCAAAACUCUGCAAAUCAAGGCAGUUACGGGAUUGGCAAGCAAUAUGAAAGCGCGUCCGGAAGGCUGA
This is a messenger RNA of Puccinia graminis f. sp. tritici CRL 75-36-700-3, 2196 nucleotides long. RefSeq lists its product as uncharacterized. The coding region runs from base 1 to 2196 and encodes 731 amino acids. The record is from RefSeq and is a predicted model, not a curated record. NCBI's taxonomy places the organism in Eukaryota, Fungi, Basidiomycota, Pucciniomycetes, Pucciniales, Pucciniaceae. The transcript is spliced from 15 exons.